Salvelinus fontinalis (brook trout) is the source of this 489-nucleotide messenger RNA. Its product is annotated as protein FAM104A-like. The record is from RefSeq and is a predicted model, not a curated record. Lineage: Eukaryota; Metazoa; Chordata; Actinopteri; Salmoniformes; Salmonidae. The transcript has 4 exons. Bases 1 to 489 code for a protein of 162 amino acids.
AUGGUUGGCGUCACGGACAAACUGCGUCACAGAAAGCAGCUCGCUAAGUGCUUCUACGACCGGACUGCUCGAGACCUACCAGAGCUGGAGUGGAACUCUGGAGCUUUGUCCGUGACCAUCAGGAAGCGGCGGCGGGGUGGAGACAAUGAGGGGGACCAGCUGGCCAAAAGGUCAGGAGGGGGGCAGGAGGGUCACGCCCUGGUGUCCAAGCUUGGCCAAGAUGUCUGGGACUCUGAGUCGUCCGGCAGUGACAGCAGUAGUGGUAUCAGUAGUCCUGAGAGGGCAGGGGGAGGAGCCAGCACCAGCACAUGUACACAGAGCCAGAAGAACGGCACUUCCCAGGGUCUCCUCAGUCCCUCGCCAGAAGACCCUUCAAUUUCCUCGUUGAGUCUCUAUGGCAGCACCACUCCCUAUGACCACAUCAACAGUGUCCUGAGGGAGGCCCACUUCUGCAGUCUGCAGACCAGAGGUCAGCCAGGAUCUACGUGA